Amoebophrya sp. A25 is the source of this 162-nucleotide messenger RNA. The record is from the annotation of a GenBank genome assembly. Lineage: Eukaryota; Dinophyceae; Syndiniales; Amoebophryaceae.
AUGUCAAAUAGUUCGACACGGGCCAGCGCGAUUCUAAGCGAUGAACGGUCUUCGUCUAGUUCCUCUACAUGCGGAGACAGCAGUUUAGCUCCGACCGCACCAGGCGACUUUACGUCUAACCCUAUAGGCACAUCUACGAAUAGAGCUGAGAAAGAAAACGAG